GCCAAACGAGCCUUCUUGUCGGAGUUGCGGACCAAGCAUCAUUCAAUCUACCAGACCUUCUGGCUCUCCCACGCUUCCAACCUGCUGGGCGCAAGUCAGUUUGGGGAGGUUCGCGAGAUUGCCGCCCUUCCAAAACAGGCGGAUGCCUGCCGCUUCGUCGGAACCUUCAAGGUAGCGAAGAUGCGUACUCUGCCUUAUGAGCCCUUCCUCUGUUUUCCUCUAAGGGCUUUCAACAUGAACGAGAACAUUCACGUUCACAUUACUCACCCCUAUGCCAACGGUGCGCGCAAUUUCAGCCAUCGCAUCCACCACUUGUCUUUUGGUACUCCAAUCAAGAACUACGUGAAUCCCCUGGACUCAGAAGAAGUCAUCUCUCAUGACUCUGCGCUGAUGUAUCAGUACUUCAUUCAAGUAGUACCUACCACCUUUUCUACCCGAAGACGAACUAUCGAGACGUACCAGUACGCUGUGACUGAGCAGGGCCGAUCGAUCAGCCACGCUAACGGUAGUCACGGCGUACCUGGCCUCUUCUUCCGUUACGAUAUCUUCCCCGUGCGAGUGGACGUCGUAGAGACGGGUGAAACAGUCGUGCGUCUCUUCAUCCGCCUCUCCGCCAUAGCCGGUGGUGUCUACGCCACCGUCGGCCUCCUAUGUCAGUUCUUCACUCAGCUUCUACCCACCUUCCUCAACAACUACACACCCCUCCGUCGACGACCGAGCUCCCUUAGCACGGGUCUUGGUCCCGAACCCUUGAUGCCGGAAGAGGAUUCCUAG
Messenger RNA from Dibothriocephalus latus, 774 nucleotides. NCBI's taxonomy places the organism in Eukaryota, Metazoa, Platyhelminthes, Cestoda, Diphyllobothriidea, Diphyllobothriidae. The record is from the annotation of a GenBank genome assembly.